AAUCAUUUGAUGACAAAAAAUGUAAGGUGGGAGGGAAGGAAGAAGGCCGACUUGUACACACUCACACUUGACUUCGGUAGAGGCAGUUUCCUGGUUUAACUGAGGAGAACAGAGGCUUGGGAUCCAAGAUGACAGACUCCAAAUAUUUCACCACUACCAAGAAAGGGGAGAUAUUUGAACUGAAGGCAGAGCUGAACAGUGAUAAGAAAGAGAAGAAGAAGGAGGCAGUAAAGAAGGUCAUUGCCUCUAUGACAGUGGGAAAAGAUGUCAGUGCCCUGUUUCCUGAUGUUGUAAACUGCAUGCAGACGGAUAAUUUGGAACUGAAGAAACUGGUCUAUCUGUACUUAAUGAAUUAUGCCAAGAGCCAGCCAGACAUGGCCAUUAUGGCAGUCAACACCUUUGUUAAGGACUGUGAGGAUCCAAACCCUCUGAUCCGUGCCCUGGCUGUGCGCACCAUGGGCUGCAUCCGAGUGGACAAGAUCACUGAGUAUCUGUGUGAACCUCUGAGGAAGUGUUUGAAAGAUGAAGACCCCUAUGUGAGGAAGACAGCUGCCGUUUGUGUAGCCAAGCUCCAUGAUAUCAAUGCCCAGCUGGUAGAAGACCAGGGCUUUUUGGACACCUUAAAAGACCUGAUCUCUGACUCUAACCCCAUGGUGGUAGCAAAUGCAGUGGCAGCUCUGUCUGAGAUAGCGGAGUCUCAUCCUAACAGCAACCUUCUGGACCUGAACCCUCAAACCAUUAACAAGCUCCUGACAGCCCUUAAUGAAUGCACAGAGUGGGGCCAGAUCUUCAUCCUCGACUGCCUGGCCAACUACACGCCCCGUGAUGACCGCGAAUCACAGAGUAUCUGCGAGCGUGUAACUCCAAGGCUGUCUCACGCCAACUCUGCUGUGGUUCUGUCUGCCGUGAAGGUUCUGAUGAAGUUUAUGGAGAUGCUACCUAAAGAUCUGGACUAUUACGGCACUCUGCUAAAGAAACUGGCUCCUCCCCUUGUCACACUGCUCUCAGCGGAGCCUGAACUGCAGUACGUCGCCCUCAGGAACAUUAACCUCAUCGUACAGAAACGCGCUGAAAUCCUGAAGCAUGAGAUGAAAGUUUUCUUUGUGAAAUAUAAUGACCCGAUUUAUGUCAAACUGGAGAAGCUGGACAUAAUGAUUCGUCUGGCAUCUCAGGCCAACAUUGCUCAGGUGCUGGCUGAGCUGAAGGAAUAUGCCACUGAGGUGGACGUAGAUUUUGUGCGUAAAGCUGUACGAGCCAUCGGCCGCUGUGCAAUAAAGGUUGAGCAAUCAGCAGAACGUUGUGUCAGCACGCUGCUUGACCUUAUUCAGACCAAGGUCAAUUAUGUGGUGCAGGAAGCAAUUGUGGUCAUCAAGGACAUCUUCCGCAAGUACCCCAAUAAGUAUGAGAGUGUGAUUGCCACCCUGUGUGAGAACCUUGACUCUCUGGAUGAGCCCGAGGCACGGGCAGCCAUGAUCUGGAUUGUGGGAGAGUACGCUGAGAGGAUUGACAAUGCUGAUGAGCUGCUGGAGAGCUUCCUGGAAGGCUUCCAUGAUGAGAGCACACAGGUACAGCUCCAGCUGCUUACAGCCAUAGUGAAGCUGUUCCUGAAGAAGCCCACUGAGACCCAGGAACUGGUGCAACAAGUGCUCAGUCUCGCCACACAGGAUUCUGAUAACCCUGACCUGCGUGAUCGCGGCUACAUCUACUGGCGUCUGCUCUCCACUGACCCUGUGGCAGCUAAAGAGGUAGUGCUGGCCGAAAAGCCGCUGAUCUCUGAGGAGACGGACCUGAUUGAGCCCACACUUCUGGAGGAGCUCAUAUGCCACAUCGGUACUCUGGCCUCUGUCUAUCACAAACCCCCCAGUGCCUUUGUGGAAGGCAGCCGUGGUGUUCAGCACAAGAGACUCACUGCACGUGCUGGCUCUGGUGAGAGUGCCGAAAGCCCUGAUGUUGUCCAGUCUGGACCUUCUGAAGCUCCACCUGCUGUCAUUCCAUCACAGGGUGAUCUUCUAGGUGACCUGUUGAACCUGGACCUGGCCCCACCCACUGCCACUGUCCCUUCAGUUCAGCCGUCUAUGCAGAUGGGAGCCAUGGACCUAUUGGGAGGAGGUCUGGAUAGUCUGAUGGGCGACGCAUCAGAUACGCUGGGAGACAUCAGUGGAAGUCCUUCGAUGAGUUCCAGUCUGGGGACGGCCCCAGUAGCCAUGCCUGCUGCUCUCGUAGGCGCUCCUGCUGUUGGAGGUGGAUUGGGAGACCUCUUUGACCUUGGUGGGGGUGUUUGCAUGCCAACAGGAUCCUACGUUGCACCUAAAAUUAUGUGGUUACCAGCCAUGAAGGCUAAAGGGCUGGAGAUUUCUGGGACGUUUGCCCGACGUGGUGGGGUCAUACAGAUGGAUCUGUCUCUCACCAACAAAGCUAUGAGCGUUAUGACUGACUUUGCCAUUCAGUUCAACAGGAACAGUUUUGGUCUAUCCCCUGCUGGUCCUCUGCAGGUUCUCACUCCUCUCAGCCCCAAUCAGACUAUUGAUGUCAGCCUGCCUCUCAGCACAAGCGGCCCCGUCAUGAAAAUGGAACCUCUUACCAAUCUUCAGGUAGCUGUGAAGAAUAACAUUGAUGUGUUCUACUUCAGUUGCCAGUAUCCCAUCAGUCUGCUCUUUGUAGAGGAUGGAAAGAUGGACCGUCAGAUUUUCCUGGCCACGUGGAAAGACAUUCCAAACGAGAAUGAAACACAGUUCCAAAUCAAAGACAUCCACCUCAACUCAGACACGGCAAGUAACAAGCUGCAGGGCAGUAAUAUCUUCACCAUCGCCAAGAGAACAGUGGAUGGACAGGACAUGCUGUACCAGUCUAUCAAACUCACCAACGGCAUAUGGGUGCUGGCUGAAAUGCGUAUGCAGACUGGGAACCCCAACUACUCACUGUCCAUAAAGUGCAGAGCGUCAGAGGUCUUGCAGUUUGUGUACCAAUCCUAUGAGUUGGUGCUGAAGAACUGAAACUGAAAACCAAGAUGAGACCGCAACUACAGGGCAUUGUUUGGGUGACUGAAACCGAAUGAGUGGCACCUAAAUUUGAUUGGAUCAGCCAGAAAAAUAACCCCUGCUGUCUUGCAUUUCCCUCAGACUGUGCUUUCAGCAUUGACUGAAUCCUUAAAAAUCAUUCUUAAUUAUUUUGACCAUUCCCAACACCUCUCUUUAUCCCUCCUGUUUCCAUCCUCCAGUUAGCUCAAGUUCUAAAUAAAUUACUGUCUCUCUCCAAAAAUAUGACAUCCUUCAAAAUGUAAAGAUAUCAUUUUUAUUCCAAAUAUUUACAGGUGACGUUAUCAGCUAAAUCCAUUGCCUGCAUUACUUUAUUCCUUCCCUGUGUCAUGUUUACUUUAGUUGGUGUGGCUCUUGAGAGAAACCUUUCUCAACUAAUGAAUCCUUCAUAAUCAGAGCAUGGGUCUCUUGGUUUCAGCAUAAAGUUGUGUAAGCACACAAACAGUUGUCAGUGCUUUAAGUUAAAAUCUUGGUUUAUUUAUUUUCUUUGUAGUUAUGUGCAAACAAGCUCACCCCUCUUUCUUUUCUUGGUAAUUUGGGUCUCCAUAUCUUUUAAGUGAAUUCUGUAUUUAUCCAGCCAGAAGCACUACACAGUUGCUGAGUAAACUCCCUUUUCUCUUUUUAAAAAUAUCUCUGUUUGUUGAAUAUUAAGAUUGCGGUAAUUUUGUGUUAUUAAGCUAGGGGUUUAUUUGCUGCUGUCUUUGUGUGUGCUAUAUAUCAGUUUUUUGUGUGCAUUUGUUUUUGAUAGUGGAGAUGCAACAAUCUGCAUGUUCUGUUCCCUCUUCUGGUGGCAAUCCUCCAUUUACCAUUUGAGUUUGUCUUUGUGCAUGUUUUGUGCAGGUGCAGAUGGAAGGGAGGCUGUCUAUUCUUGUGUGCUUUUCUUACAAGUAAAACAAACUUUUGCACCAAUACAUUAUAUACCAAUGAGUCUCCUCAAAUCACCCUGAUGAAAAGCACUGAUUUAUUUUGGUAUGGAUAUCAUUCACAGAUCACACUGAAAAGAUGCAUAUAAAGACUACAAAAGAACGUUACUGAACAUAUUACUUCUGUUUUUCUUUGUGACCAAGAGGAGUGAUUUAAAAGUCCAUGUAAUGUUUUUGUAUUGGCAAGCUAAGCAAGAACUUAAUAUAAGAUUAACUUUUUUUUUUUUGGUGAAUUGUCCGAUUCAAUUUAAAAGAAGCCAGAAAAAAAACACUGCUGAUCUGAUACACGAUAUAGUGCUCUGUGUGUUUGUGUUCACACUUAGAAGUUUCCAAAUAAUGUUGAUUUACUGAUUUUUCUUUUAAACAUGGUUUGUUUAUUGAUCAUUUAUGUGUGUGUAUUGUAUUCUGUGGAUUUAAUCUUAGUGAUGACUACAAGGAAAUGGAGAAAUCUGAUUUACUUUGUUGUAUUCUAUCAUGAAUACAUCAUCUGAUAUGGAAAUUAAAAAAGUAUAUUGUC
Molecule: messenger RNA, 4475 nt
Organism: Xyrauchen texanus (razorback sucker)
Lineage: Eukaryota; Metazoa; Chordata; Actinopteri; Cypriniformes; Catostomidae
Product: AP-1 complex subunit beta-1
Exons: 23
Coding region: 129-2993 (954 amino acids)
Biological process (GO): intracellular protein transport; vesicle-mediated transport
Cellular component (GO): clathrin adaptor complex; membrane coat
Molecular function (GO): clathrin binding
Source: RefSeq, a predicted model, not a curated record